Cynocephalus volans (Philippine flying lemur) is the source of this 5430-nucleotide messenger RNA. It is a transcript of the gene CEP164, whose product is annotated as centrosomal protein 164. Gene Ontology annotation, molecular function: protein binding. The record is from RefSeq and is a predicted model, not a curated record. Lineage: Eukaryota; Metazoa; Chordata; Mammalia; Dermoptera; Cynocephalidae. Gene Ontology annotation, biological process: cilium assembly. Bases 118 to 4356 code for a protein of 1412 amino acids. The transcript is spliced from 31 exons. Gene Ontology annotation, cellular component: ciliary transition fiber; centriole; centrosome.
ACCCCGGCGUCCCUGGAAGCGGGGAGCCGGGGUGGUGCUGGGGUAGCUGCACAGAGCCCGGAGCCAUCGCCCAGAGCCUCCCGGAGUGGGGGACAGGUGUUCGAGCCCAGACCAAUUAUGGCUGGACGACCCCUCCGCAUAGGAGACCAGGUGGUUCUGGAGGAAGAUUAUGAUGAGACCUACAUUCCCAGCGAGCAAGAGAUUCUUGAAUUUGCUAGAGAGAUUGGUAUUGAUCCCAUCAAGGAGCCAGAACUGAUGUGGCUGGCGCGGGAGGGCAUCGUGGCCCCACUGCCUGCGGAGUGGAAACCAUGCCAGCACAUCACAGGUGAUAUUUACUAUUUCAACUUUGCCAACGGGCAGUCCAUGUGGGACCAUCCGUGUGAUGAGCACUAUCGGAACUUGGUGAUCCAAGAGCGGGGGAAGCUGUCAGCUCCUGGGGCCAUUAAGAAGAAAAACAAGAAAAAGAAAAAAGAAAAGAAAGACAAGAAGGACAAAGAGACCUCCAAAAGUCCCCUGGCCCUGGGUUCCUCCCUAGCCCCGGUCCAUGUUCCUCUUGGGGGUCGGGCUCCUUUAAGAGGCCUUGUGGAUACCCCACCAUCUGCUCUUCGUGGAUCUCAAAGGGUGAGCCUGGGGAGCUCAGUGGAGUCUGGUCAGCUCGGUGAACUCACUGUGCCUUCACAGGGUCUCAAGACUUCUGCUUAUACAAAGGGUCUUUUGGGUUCCAUCCACGAGGAUAAGAAUGCACUUAGCCUCUUGGCUUUAGGGGAGGAGACCAAGGAGGAGGAUGAAGAGGAGAGUAAUAACCAGAGUGCCUGCAGCUCAAGUGAGCUUCUUAAGAAACUGCACCUGGACAUUGGGGCACUGGGGGGUGACUUUGAGUAUGAGGAGUCUCCGAGAACAAGCCAACGAGAGGAGAAGAAGGACUUUUCCCUCAAUUCAUAUGUUGUUGGCCCCCCUACUCCUGGCCAGCUCUUCAGCCAAAGUGAAGACAGCAGCCUGAGCAGUGCCGAAGGCAAAGGGCGACAGGGAAGAGGGGUGAGUCCCUGGUUCCCAGAAGAAGAAAAUGGGAAGAGUGAUCCUGGGGCUUCCAGGAGCCUGGUGCCCCCUAGGGUGGACCCCGGCAGUGAUGAGCCUGCCAAAGCUUCUAAAACAGAGGAGGAGGUUUCCAGAAGGGAAGAGGCAGCAAAGGAACCGAAGAAGGAGGCUUCUGCUCAGAAUGAGAGCAAAUCAGAUGCCAGUGAAGACUUUGGUUUUCGCAGCCGGAAUUUGGAGCACCUGGAUGUUGAUGUGCUUUCCCCAGUCCUGGAUGGAGCCCAUUGGGAGGCCCAGAGGUUAGGAAUACAAGACAGGGAUGACAGCCAGUCCAGCCAAGAUGAGCUGCACAGCAAGGAGUCCAAAGCCUCGGAGAGGUUAUCUCCUCCACUUAUGCACGGGGAGCAGCUCCAGAUUCCCCUUCAUAGCUGGACCACUGAAGAAGGGUCUCCGCCAGCCCCUGAGGGGCAGCCUGAGCUGAGGGAAGCAGAGGAACCCCGGGAGGACUCUGUAACUAGCCCCACUCCACCACUUUCUCUUGAGAGGGAGCAGGCUCCAAGCCCACCUGCCACCCACAAGAGGGGCAAGGAGCAGCACUACCAGGCUGAGGAGCUGGGCCCAGGGCAGGAAGAGGCCGAGGAGACUGAGGAGCUUGAGGAGAAGGUGGCGGUCAGCCCUGCCCCACCAGUCUCUCCAGAGGUGCGAUCCACAGAGCCUGUGGCUCCCCCAGAGCAGCUCUCCAAGGCUGCACUAAAGGCCAUGGAAGAGGCAGUGGCCCAAGAACUUGAGCAAGACCAGAGGCGGCUGUUGGAAUCAAAGCGAGAGAAGAUGCAGCAACUGCGGGAGAAACUGUGGCAAGAGGAAGAAGAGGAGAUCCGGCAGCUUCACCAGCAGAAAGAGAAGUCUCUCAGUUCCCUGAAGGAGCAGCUGCAGAAAGCCACCGAGGAGGAGGAGGCUCGGAUGAGAGAAGAGGAAAGCCGGAAGCUGUCCCAACUGCGAGCCCAGGUCCAGUCCAGCGCAAAAGCAGAUGAGGACCAAAUCAGGGCUGAGCAAGAGGCUUCCCUGCAGAGGCUGAGAGAAGAGGUGGAGUCUCUACAGAAGGCCGAGAGGGCUGGAUUGGAGCAGAAAAACAGGCAAAUGCUGGAGCAGCUCAAGGAAGAGAUGGAGGCUUCAGAGAAGAGAGAGCAAGUUGCCCUGAACACCGAGAAGGAGAAGGCCUUGCAGCUGUUGAGGGAGCAGCUGGAGAGGGAGAGGAAAGAUGCGGUGGCAGGGCUGGAGAAGGAGCAUAGUGUCGAGCUGGAGCGGCUCCGUUCCUCACUGGAGGCCAAGCACCAGGAGGUGGUCAGCAGCCUUCAGAAGAAGAUAGAGGAGGCUCAAAAGAAAGAGGAAGCCCAGCUGCAGGAGAACCUUGGGUGGGCAGAGCAGAGAGCUCACCAGAAGGUUCACCAAGUGAUGGAGUAUGAACAAGAGCUCAGCAGCCUCCUGCGAGAGAAGCGCCAGCAGGUGGAAAGGGAACACGAGAGGAUGAUGGACAGGAUGAAGGAGGAGCACCAGCAAGUGGUGGCUGCAGCCAGAGAGCAGUAUGAAGCGAAGGAGAGGAAGCAGCGGGCCGACCUCCUAGGGCACUUGACAGGAGAGCUGGAGCGCCUUCUAAAGGCCCAUGACCAGGAAUUGGAGACUGUGAGGCAGAAGCAGGACAAGCAGCUUGAGGACUUGCAGCGCCGGCACCAGGAGCAGGAGAGGAAGCUCCAGGAUUUAGAGGUGGAACUUGAAGCCAGAACUAAAGAUGUCAAGACCAGAUUGGCUCAGCUGGAUGUGCAGGAGGAGACUGCCCGGAAGGAGAAACAGCAGCUGCUUGAUGUGCAGAGGCAGGUUGCUCUGGAGAGUGAGGAAGCCACAGCCACCCAUCAGCACCUGGAGGAGGCAAAGAAGGAGCACGCGCACCUGCUGGAGUCAAACCGGCAGCUCCGAAGAGUUCUGGAGGAGCUUCGCACCCACAAAUUGGAGUUGGAGUCCCAGGUGGAUCUGCUGCAGAUGCAGAGUCAGAGACUGCAGAGACAUGUCAGUGGCCUGGAGGCUGAAGCUCAGAGGAAGCAGGACAUGUUGAAGGAGUUGGCAGUUGAGGAGAGUCAUGCUUCCCCACAUUUUGAGCCAGAUCUCCACAUUGAGGACCUGAGGAAAUCUCUUGGGACAAACCAGACCAAAGAGGUGCCCUCUUCUCUCUCCCAGAAUAAGGAAGACACUGACUUGUCCUUGAACAGCGUCCGGCACUACCUCUCUGCCGAGGGGAUAGCCCUUCGUAGUGCCAAGGAGUUCCUGGUGCGGCAGACACACUCCAUGCGCAGGCGGCAGACAGCUCUAAAAGCCGCCCAGCAGCACUGGCGCCAUGAGCUGACCAGUGCGAAGGAGGUGGCCAAAGACCUGCUGGGCGCCGAGUCCCUGGAAGAUGUGCGCAAGAAUCUGGAGGAGGAGACCAGGCACCUGGAUGAGAUGAAGUCGGCCAUGCGGAAAGGCCAUGACCUCCUGAAAAAGAAAGAGGAGAAGCUGAAUCAGCUGGAGUCCUCUCUUCGGGAAGAGGCCUCAGAGGAGGACACUCUGAAAAGAUCCCCCACCAAGAAGUCGGUGACCUUUGACCUCAGUGACACAGAAGACAUGAGCAGUGAGAGUUCUGAACCUUGCCCCCUGCCUCACAUCAACCUGGCCCCAAGUUCCACCUUCCCCAACAAGAUCCAUUACUUGAGCAGCUCCCUGCAGCAGAUCAGCAGCCAGCUGAACAGUGUCCUCAGCAUGCUGGACAGCCUCAACACUCAGCCGCCGCCGCCGCUCUUCCCUUCCAUGCCUGCUCAGUUCUCUCCCUGGACCUCCAAGAGCACCCCUGCUCCCACCUACUCCUCCCAGGCCAGGGCUUUAGCCUCAUCCCUCUUCACACCCAUGUCCACCCAGUGGGCCUGGGACCCGGGGCUGGACCCCAGGUUCUCCUUGGCGGCUCAAACAGUGGAUGACUUCCUGCUGGAGAAGUGGCGCAAGUAUUUUCCAUCUGGCAUCCCAUUGCUCAACGGCAGCCCUUCCCCCCUGGAGAAUAGGCUAGGCUAUGUGUCUGCCAGUGAGCAGCUCCGCCUCCUGCAGCGCCCCCAUCCCCAAGUCCCUGAAGUGGGCAGCACCAACUUUCAGAGCAUGGUCGAGGCUAACCGGAAGUGGCUAGAACAUUUCAAGAAUGACCCCAAGUCAUAUUUCUUCUCCUCAGUGCCCAAACCAACAGCCACGUCAGACCUACUCCAGCUGGGCCUGGAUGAGAACAGCAGGCUGAAGGUGUAUCACUACUGAGGCUCAAGUGUGGGUUUUGGGGCAGCCUGGGCCCCUCUUCCACCCAGACCAAGUGCCUGAGGAGCUGCCUGUACUUUAUUUCCUCUGAUAGAGCAGUCUCCUGUCCCCUUUGCUGCUUGCCCCACUCAGGACUUGGAAGGACCAUGGGGGGCUGGGGGUGGGGUGGGUGAAAAGGAUGUGGAGACUGGAAACAGUAAUCCACACAGUGUGACCUCGUAAUGUAUGGGACUGAACUGUAUGGACUUCCUGUGAUCUCCUGUGUCAACGUGGCAACAUCAAUGAUGUGCGGCAGCCGAAGGGGAUCAGGGACGCAGGCACCUUUGGAAAGAAGGGUGGGAUUCAGGGAGCUACGUUCAGAGGCCAGGGGAAUCCCUUUGGAGUGGAGUUGGUCCUUGGACCUAUAGGGCUCUGUUUGGGGCUUCCAGGAAGGUUAGGUGUAUGGUUCCUAAUUCACUAGGAGAAAGCCCCCUAGAAUGUCUGUACCCAGGGCCAGGCUCUUCUGGGCCCACAGCUGUCUCUUCAAUACCUCAUCCUUGUAGAGAUCAGACCCUUUCUAUUCUCUCUCCUUUUUUUUUUUUUUGGUCUUUCUUGAACAUUCCAUCUCUCCUUUUGACUAUCUGAAGAUUGGGUGCAGCUGCCCAGAGCCCUGCUGAGGUUUCUGGAGGCUGGGCCCUGGGAUGUUUUGUCACCUCUCUUCCCUCUGGCACCACUGUGCUUUCCUUGGGGGCUGUCCUCAGGAACGCCCCCCUCUCUCCUGGGGCUCCUCGCCAGAACCCAGCUAGUCUCAGGUCUCAAGCACAGAAUUUCUCCAGGAAGCCAAAAAGCCACAGGAAAAGACUGGGAUGGCUUCUGGUACUCAUCUUGGUUUUCCUCUUCCUGGAACAACUUGAGUAUAUUCAUGGAUCCUUGUUUCCGUCUGUCUUUUCUACCUGUGCCAGCUCCUGCCUCUGACCUCACUGCUGCCUCCUCCUGGAGCUUGGUGGGUGAGGGGCUGGGCCAGUGCUUGGCCCUGGUGGUAAAGGGACCUUGUGCCAGUUGGAGCUGCUGCCAUUCUGGCACUGCUUCCUGCAGCCC